AUGGGAAACAGAUUGGACAAACCAAAGACGGACAAGGAUACCGAUAUUGGCUUUGAUGAGGAAGAUGGGUUGGACUGGGCUGUUUCUUCCAUGCAAGGUUGGCGGGUGACAAUGGAAGAUGCACAUAUCAUUGCUACUUGUAAGGAUAGCUGUGCUCUUUCGAAUACUAACAAUACUAGUAGCUGUGGCGUUGAAAAGUCGGAUACCGCCAUCCAAAGUGGUACUGAUGAUGACAAGUCAUCCACGAAUACAAAACAAGAGAGCAUGCCUGGUAUCAAACAUCAGGACAGUUCUACUGAUCCAAGCAAGAAUGAGGGAGACCAAAGCAAGGGCCAAAGCGAAAAAAGAAAUUGCGAAAUGUUAGAUCCAAAGGGAGGGGAUGAUGCCUUGAAACUUCCUCCACAUCAUUAUUUCUUUUGCGUUUUCGACGGCCACGCUGGUGAGUUUGCAGCUCAAUACGCUGGCAAGAACCUCUUGCCAGUUAUACUGGAACAAGAUGCGUUUCAAGAGUACGAACGAAUCUGGAGGGAGCCCACGCUGUCUACUGGUGAUGCUUCAUCAUCUUCUAUGUCCGUCUCCAAGGAGCUUGGCAACAAGAAACUCAAAACGGAGUUGCAUUCCAAAAAUAUGCAACAAGGCCAGAACAAACAAGUUGACUCGCAUUCUCAGAACCACCCAAGCAACAAGAACAAGGUGGUGACCAAUCAAAAGUUAUUGCUUCAACGCGCCUUGGAAGACGCCUUUGUGGAAUUGGACCUCAUGCUCAUGCAAGACAUGGUCCGUCAAAAUCUGAUCAUUCCACCACCACCACCACCACUGACCGGUACGGACUGUGAAAAUUCUUUGCCUGUGGCCUCCAAUAAUGCUACCACGGGCGAUGCUGAUGGAACACCUGAAGCAAUGGAAAAAGAAGACGAUAAUGCGAGCAAUACUGCGGCCAAAUCGCAAAAAGUAGGAGGUGGUCCUAUUCCUGGAACGACUGCUGUGGCAGUGCUGGUGACGCCCGAUUGGAUUAUGUGUGCCAAUCUGGGGGACAGUCGCGCUAGUCUCUUGGUAUCUUCUUCUAAUGACGACACCGCCAGCAAUAAAAAGAAGGGUAGCCCUUCCGGCGAAGAGGAGCAAGAUCCUUGGACCAUUGUAAAAUUGAGCGAGGACCACAAACCGGACUUGCCAAAAGAGCAAGCCAGAAUCGAAGCGGACAAUGGAUUUGUGAAGGCAGGCCGUGUCGGUGGAGAAUUAUCGGUUUCGAGAGCAUUCGGGGACUUUGAUUUGAAGGAAUCCUAUCCUCCGCAACUUUACGAUUACGAAUCAUCAUUUUCUAUCACCAAACGACAGAAUCAACGCCGAAACAGACGAAUGCAAGCUAGAUUGCAAGGGGACGUGAGCAGCAAUGGAAUUGAUGAAAAAUCAGAUGGGGAGAAAGAAGACGAUAUGGACUGGGAACACCUACGGACAAUUGCUCAGCAAUUGAAAGUAUCUCCCUUCCCCGAAGUCUUUGCACAUCCCCGAGGCAAACCAAAAUAUGGUAUCGAAGAAGGAGUAAAUCAUCCAAAUGGUCGAGAGAAGGUUCUUCUUUUGGGAUGUGAUGGCAUUUGGGAUGUCAUGACGAAUGAGCGCUGUCAUAACUUGGUUCAAGAACGUUUGGCUAAGAGGAAAUCCCGUUUUUGGCUGUCACUUUGGCGGGCAGCCGAAGAGAUCUUUGACAUCUGCUUGGAGAAAGAGUCUGACGACAAUAUGACAAUGAUAGUUGUUCAUUUUUCAGAAGUAUUGAUUGAUGGUGGCAAAAACCAGACUACUGCAUCUGACGGGGUGUCUCGCAAAGGCCAAGGCAGCGAAACUCUUCGGACUAAGACAAAUGAUGAGAUUGUGAAUCGUAGUGGCGAAACCCAGGUUGCGUCGAAAGGAGAAUCAUCAAUUCCGUCAUGA
Cylindrotheca closterium is the source of this 1926-nucleotide messenger RNA. The record is from the annotation of a GenBank genome assembly. NCBI's taxonomy places the organism in Eukaryota, Bacillariophyta, Bacillariophyceae, Bacillariales, Bacillariaceae.